This is a messenger RNA of Capsicum annuum, 1806 nucleotides long. RefSeq names its product peroxidase 42. The record is from RefSeq and is a predicted model, not a curated record. The coding region runs from base 572 to 1555 and encodes 327 amino acids. Gene Ontology annotation, biological process: response to oxidative stress; hydrogen peroxide catabolic process. NCBI's taxonomy places the organism in Eukaryota, Viridiplantae, Streptophyta, Magnoliopsida, Solanales, Solanaceae. The transcript has 4 exons. Gene Ontology annotation, molecular function: peroxidase activity; heme binding.
AAAUAUAAAUAAAUUCAACAAGCCUUUGUAAUUUUUUUCUUUUUUUUGAUGAAAAGUUAAUUGAACCAAACUCUGAAAUAAUGAGAGAAAAGAAAAUCAAAAUGGGAAAAUGUGUUUCCAUGCAUAUGGUUAUUUGCUAAAAUCCUCAAUCAUACUUGUCACGAUCUACAUGAUCAAGCACAAGCAUAUAGUUUAGUAGAUAGGAAAAAACUAGAUUAGUAGCUAAAUUAUUUCAGUAUUAAGUAAAAGGUCUAACUCCUAGAAAAAAUCUUGAUAAAAGUACUCCCUUUGGUGAACUUUACUUGAUUCAAAUUCAAAUUAAUCAAAUUUUAAAAUGAAUAUGAAAUUUCAGACGAAAGAAAGUUAUCAUAUUUAGCUUAUCGAGAAUUUAAGUUACGUAAAAAAAAAAAAAAACCUUGAUCAACUUUUUAAAUAAAUUAACUAACGAUAAGCAAAACGUGACAAUUAAACUUGAACGGACAGAAAAAGGUGAUUUCAUAGUGGGGAGUUUUAGCAUUUAUUUCCUUAUUUAAGAGGAUAGCUAAGGGAUCUUCCAAGGAACAAGGAAAAAAUGGCUUCCAAACAUCUCUUCUUCUUUGCUAGCAUCCUCUUUUUUUCAGCUGUCUCUGUAUUAGCAGAGGAGAAUCAUGGCCUUGUAAUGGACUAUUACAAGGACACUUGCCCUCAAGCUGAAGAUAUCAUCAGAGAACAAGUCAAGCUUCUCUACAAACGCCACAAGAACACUGCAUUUUCUUGGCUCAGAAAUAUCUUCCAUGACUGCUUUGUUGAGUCGUGUGAUGCUUCAUUGUUGCUGGACUCAACGAGGAGGAUGCUGUCUGAGAAAGAGACGGACAGGAGUUUUGGUAUGAGAAAUUUCAGAUACAUUGAGACUAUUAAGGAAGCUGUAGAAAGGGAGUGUCCUGGUGUUGUUUCUUGUGCUGAUAUUCUUGUUUUGUCUGGUAGAGAUGGCAUUGUGGCUCUAGGAGGGCCACACAUCCCACUCAAAACUGGAAGAAGAGAUGGAAGGAAGAGCAGAGCAGACAUUCUUGAACAACACCUCCCAGAUCACAAUGAAAGCAUGAGUGUUGUUCUUGAGAGGUUUGCCAACAUUGGAAUCAACACUCCUGGAGUUGUUGCCUUGCUAGGGUCACACAGUGUGGGAAGAACACACUGUGUGAAGUUGGUACACCGUUUGUAUCCAGAAGUAGACCCUCAGUUGAACCCAUCUCAUGUACCUCACAUGCUCAAGAAGUGCCCAGACCCAAUCCCAGAUCCAAAGGCUGUGCAGUAUGUGAGAAAUGACAGAGGCACACCCAUGAUUCUAGACAACAACUACUACAGGAACAUAUUAGACAACAAGGGGUUAAUGUUAGUUGACCACCAACUAGCAACUGACAAGAGGACUAAGCCCUAUGUGAAGAAGAUGGCAAAAAGCCAAGAUUAUUUCUUCAAGGAAUUUUCAAGAGCCAUCGCUAUUCUUUCUGAGAACAACCCUCUUACUGGGACAAAGGGUGAGAUCAGAAAGCAGUGUAAUCUUGCCAACAAGCUCCACUAAAGAUACUGCUUUUGCUGUGUGCUUGUACUCGUUAUCACUUUUCCCCUUCCUCUUGUGUAUAUGUGAGGGAGGUAGCGGACAGUGAAUAAUGUUAGGAAUAAGAUGGUUUUCACUUUUCUCAGUGUUGUAAGUUUGUGUAGUGGGCAUGAAAGUGGUGGUGACCAUGUUCAUUACAUUCCAUGUUUUGUUUGUAAAAUUCACUGUUUUAGCCUACCCUUUUAAGUUAUGAAGGUUUUAGUUUGAUGUGUUUA